Messenger RNA from Opisthorchis viverrini, 732 nucleotides. RefSeq lists its product as hypothetical. Lineage: Eukaryota; Metazoa; Platyhelminthes; Trematoda; Opisthorchiida; Opisthorchiidae. The record is from RefSeq and is a predicted model, not a curated record. The annotation marks the transcript as partial. The transcript is spliced from 7 exons.
AUGUCCGAGGAGGUACAACAACAAAUCCGACAGACAACCGUUCCGGCGAUCACACGGAAUAGAAAAAUGCAACUGAUUUCGAAACAAGAACAGGAGGCACUCACAAAUAUACGAAAGGAUGAAACAAUCGUAAUACUACCGGCGGACAAAGGAAGCAUCACGGUGAUAAUAGACACGCCGAAUUGCACUGAAAAGGCCAAGCAAAUGCUAAAUGACAACACGACCUACAAACCAAUCGAUCAUGAUCCAACUUCACACAUCAUCAAUCGAUCAAGAGACUGCAAGCAACACACGAGACAACCAGGCAGGAACGAUGGAAAAACGCGGCAGUGCUACCGCAUUUCCACCGGAGAGGAAGAAUUACAGGAAGCCCGCUCGUCGAUGACAAUCAAUGAGGACGCAUUUCCCAGUGCCAAAGCUCACGUGUGCGGCCGCUACAAAGAGACUGGGCCCAAUCGCGAACCGGUGAUGGACGCUCACCAGCCGCACACUGAGAACAGACAUUGCUGUGUCGCAGAUGAUGCGGAAAUCCCGAAAGACUUGGGAGCGCCCGCCUUAACCACUCUCGGGUAUCAAUCUACCGGUUUUCAUGAAGUUCGCGCGGUUAUUUCGGAUUGCCCUGAGUUCAUCGGUCACGUUUCUAAGAAAUCCCAGGGCCUGGAGUGUAUCUAUUGGCUGGUGUUCGUUGAAUCGCACGUGGUAUCUAUUGGCUGGUGUUCGUUGAAUCGCACG